AUGAAUGAAAUGGAAAACACAGAUCCAAUUUUGGGGGAUGACCUUAUUUCUAAAUAUGAAAGGGAGUUGAGUACAGAACAGGAAGAGGACGCGCCUGUUAUCCUCACGCAGUUGAAUGAAGACGGUACCACUUCAAAUUACUUCGACAAAAGGAAAUUGAAAAUUGCCCCUAGAUCAACAUUGCAGUUCAAAGUUGGACCUCCAUUUGAAUUGGUGAGGAAUUAUUGUCCAGUUGUAGAAUCUCAGACUGGGAGAACACUGGAUUUGCGGAUUAUUCCAAGAAUUGACAGAGGAUUUGAUCACAUUGAUGAAGAAUGGGUAGGUUAUAAAAGGAAUUACUUUACUUUAGUGUCGACAUUUGAAACAACAAACUGUGAUUUAGAUACGUUUCUAAAAAGUAGUUUCGACCUCCAGAUUGGAGAUUCCACACUAGAAAAUGAACCAAGAGUGCAGUAUUUUGCUAUCAAGAUAAAAGCGAAGAACGAUGAUGAUGAAACAGAAAUUAAUCUCGUUCAACACACUGCGAAACGUGAUAAAGGUCCUCAAUUUUGUCCUUCUGUAUGUCCGUUGGUGCCAUCUCCUUUACCAAAACAUCAAAUCAUAAGGGAAGCCUCCAAUGUUCGAAAUAUCACUAAAAUGAAGAAAUAUGAUUCUACAUUUUAUUUGCAUAGAGACCAUGUCAAUAAUGAGGAAUAUGGGGUGGACUCUUUACUAUUGUCCUAUCCAGAAGAUUCUAUUCAAAAAGUCGCCCGUUAUGAAAGAGUUCAGUUCGCUUCGUCCAUCAGCGUGAAGAAGCCAUCCCAACAGAACAAGCAUUUUAGCUUACACGUAAUUUUAGGUGCCGUUGUAGAUCCAGAUACCUUUUGUGAUGUAAGGCCAGGAAUUUCUUACGAUGAAAUAGCUUUAAAAAAUGGUUCAAAGGGUAUAUUUGUGUAUUUGCAAGAAAUGAAAACGCCGCCUCUCAUUAUUAGGGGAAGAUCACCUUCUAAUUAUGCGUCAUCUCAACGAAUAACUGUGAGAACUCCGUCUAGCGUCAAUUCUUCUCAAAACAGCACCAAAAGAAAAAUGCCAUCAACACCACAGCCACUCAAGGAAAGUUGUUUAAAUGCGAGACCUGCGAAGAGGCGAUCUAAAGUGACAUUAGAUGGAACGAAUCCUGGUAUGUCCAUCUCACCGGUCAAGUUACGACAAUCGACACCAAUGGAAGCUUCGAAGGAAAACGACGAUCCUUUUUUUAGGCCAAAAAGAAGGGUGGAGACUCUUGAACACAUUGAAAACAAACUAGGUGCUUUGAAAAACCAAUGUCCAGAUUCCUCUUUGAAAUAUCCAAGCUCAUCUUCAAGAGGUGUAGAAGGGGCCUUGGAGAGGGAGGAUUUGGUUUAUUCGGGUGGUUUUUCCGUUAGCAUGAAGCAAAUCGAACUAAAACCAGCGCACUCAUUUGAGCAUGAAAACAUAUUAAAAAUAGGCUCGUUAGCAUUUAAGAAAAUCAAUGAAUUACCACAUGAUAAUUAUGAUAUUACGAAGGAAAAAAAGUUUAAUGAACAGAAUUAUUCAAGGGCGGAGAUAUGCUCACGAUCUGAAUGCAAAACCAGUUACGGAAAUGAACUUUCUCUUCCGAAUAUUUCUUUUUCCAUACUACCCAACUCAGCAGAAAAUUUCCACUUGGAAACCGCACUUUUUCCAGCCAUGGAAGAGGAUGUACCAAGGACAUUUUCAAGAAUGUUAGAAACAGGUUCUUUUCAAAAUUACUAUCAAAAAAUGGAAGUAGAAAACGUAGAUCGAUCAUAUUCUAAAGGUAUUAAGUUAGUUGCAAGUGGCACUCUACCAUCUGGUAUAUUCAAUAAGGAAGAAUUAUUUGAAGAGGAUAGUUUUUAUAAGCAUUAA
Molecule: messenger RNA, 1884 nt
Organism: Saccharomyces mikatae IFO 1815
Lineage: Eukaryota; Fungi; Ascomycota; Saccharomycetes; Saccharomycetales; Saccharomycetaceae
Gene: NDT80
Product: transcription factor NDT80
Exons: 1
Coding region: 1-1884 (627 amino acids)
Biological process (GO): positive regulation of transcription by RNA polymerase II; meiotic cell cycle
Cellular component (GO): nuclear chromosome
Molecular function (GO): DNA binding; DNA-binding transcription factor activity
Source: RefSeq, a predicted model, not a curated record